UUUUGGUCAUCUUCAGUCGAGUCGAGUCGCUGUUGAAAAGGAGGCGGUUGUACGCAAGUAGCCAGCGCUCUGUUCGAGAUCUGUGUGGUAUCCCAACGAUUCUAAAUCAUAUAGGCCUAAAUGAACUGGUGUUCUGGGACGACAAGACGCAAGGCUGAAUUCUCAUCAACGCAGAAGAAUGGAAGCAUACAUAAAUAUACAGAGAAACAUUUGGUCUAGUGCUUAUCAAAACUGGCAUGUUUUUCCUGAUUCAUUGUGGAGACCGCCGCAUUUUGACCCGCGAGGAGUUUGGGAAGUUCAAUAUGGUCCGUUACACUUCCCUCCACGUCCGCCGGCCCCUACUGCUAACUAUCCGUCAUAUAAUAGACCCAUGGCAAGACCUGUUGCUUCCUUCUCCGACAAACCGCCUCAGCCGCCAGCCAAUCUUGUUACCGGCAAUUCAGGUAAACUUUCGGAUGUGAAAAUGAAACCCCUUCCAGUUUUUAAGGUCGUGAAGAAUGUCUUGGUAGAUGAGUAUUAUGGCUCGAUAUUCAACCAUUCAAGAACUUACUCAUUCAGAAUUGACGCUGGAUUGAUAAUUGAUAAGCGUCCGGGAUUUGAGGUGGUUUUAAGAAUGGCUGUGCUACAUUUUGGAUCGAUACUGAGUGACGAGCUGCCCCUAAAUGUGAAUGUGAGGGUGAAUGAGAAAUCUGCCACUCUGUCCAACGCCAAAUCUCCCAUUGUUAUCACCAAGUUAAGCAAACUGGAUGGCUCGUACAAUACCUUAUGCAUAUCCAGUGCAAUGGAAAGGAACAGAAGAUUCUUAGUCCAGAUUCUCAUAAUGGCUAGGGAAAAUGUCGAAGAUUUGUGCAAGAAAUUGAAUAAGAAAGCCCUUACUACCGCACUGGAAGAUAUCAAAAGAAACGCAUUCCAGAAGGGCGGUGAUAUAGCCCUAGCAUCCAGUUUCCCGUUGUCCCUCCAGUGCCCUCUGUUGAAGACCAGGAUCGAGUUACCGGGCCGGUCAAAGGAGUGUACCCAUCCCCAGUGCUUCGACUUGACCGCCCACAUUCGUCUGAACGCUGACAAGGCCUCCUGGUCCUGUCCAAUCUGUUUCGGUUCGGCGGAACUGGACGAGCUUUGCAUCGACGAAUUCGUGGCACACGUGCUUAAGACCACGAGCAAUUGUGACAUGAAAAUAUUUCUACUCAGUGAUGGCAGUUGGUCAGUUAAAUCAGUGGAUGAGAGUGAGCCUGAACAGUUGACUGACAGCGCUUCGAAAAAGCGGGUGCUGAUGAUUGAUCUCACUGAGGACGAUGGUGGCAAAUCUUCGGCAGACGAGAAUGUCAAUAUUCUGACAGAAGAGCCUCCGGGAAAGAGUUCUCAUAAAGCCAAACGAUCUAGAUUGGACAACAACAACAACAACAUAGGGCCCCGUCCACAGAGAAAGAGGAAGAAACCACCCCGCUUUGGACAGUAACUGACUGCAUGGGUCUUUUAAUCUUUUUUCCUGUCUUUUCGAUGCAAAACGUCUUUUAAUAAAAGGUCACUUUUUUUAUAUAUUUCAUCUAUGUACUAUUGUAGAUACCAGGUCAAUUAAAUUAAUGCAUGAAGCCUCUAAAAACAGCCAAAUAAGGCGUCUGUAUUUGAUAAUUAUCAUAUGUAAAUUAUCAAACUUAUUUAAAUUAUAAAACUUAUUUGUUUAGUAAUCAAUUGCUAUUUUGUUCCAAAUUCACCUAUUAACAAAUAAAAUUUAGAAUUUCCACCACUAAAGUGAAAGAGGCUAUUUAUAUAAUGACUAAGUUUUAUCUUUUUAUUUUUCUGUAGAUAAUACGUACGUGACUGCACGUACUCUCUCCCAUUUGGUGUAUGGUAAAUUUUAUAUUCUAGUAUUAGAUUUUUUUAAGUUAAAAAGGUAUGUUAAAUUAAAAAUUAAAUCUUGUGCCAUGAUAUUACCUUUCAAGUAGAUAUAAAAUAUCUAUUUUGAUGAAAAAAAAACUUGUGUAACCAUAUUAGUUUGUAUUCUGGUCUUCUUAAAAUGUCUAUUGAUAAAAUGCGCCGAAUAAAAGAAUAAUCAAUU
Macrobrachium nipponense is the source of this 2056-nucleotide messenger RNA. Its product is annotated as E3 SUMO-protein ligase PIAS1-like. The transcript has a single exon. The record is from RefSeq and is a predicted model, not a curated record. The coding region runs from base 179 to 1456 and encodes 425 amino acids. Lineage: Eukaryota; Metazoa; Arthropoda; Malacostraca; Decapoda; Palaemonidae. Gene Ontology annotation, molecular function: zinc ion binding.